AGUUAAUUACUGCAGAAAGUGCGUUGGAGCAGCGCUUAGUGUGGACCUGGAAUGCUUGCUGAUGUACCAUACAUGCCACAUGUACCACUGUUCCUGGAUUAUGAUAGUGUCGCCCAAGGAAUAAAAGCUGUGACACAGGAACUUUGAUGGUCAAACAAAACACAUCGACAUUGGAAUACAUACAUGUACUUGUAUUUUUCCCUUGUGUGAACUCAGCCUUCGCCAGCAUGGGUUGUAAAGUGUCAUGUGCUUGCAUUCUGUCACUGACUGCAAAGGUGGCAUGCAUUUUUGUUCUCAUACUUCAAUCUACUUUGCUGGAUUACGUCAUUGUGCAGUGGGACACCAGUGCAUCAGAUGUAGGACGAUACAUAUGGAUAGCCUUUGAUGCACUCAUUGUGAUCUUCUGGAUCAUUGCCAUGAUAAUGUCGCACCGAUUUUUCCACAACCCAAACCAGCAGAAAGUGCCCACUGAGGGGUACACAGGAAAGCAGCUUAUCAUACUCGCCCUGAAGGAGCUCCCGUUCGCUUAUGUCUCAUGGCUUUUCUACGCCAUCGUCCUUGUUGCGAAGAUCAAUGCCAUAUUUACUGCAAAAUUCGCCGAGGCACUUACGUCAAGCACGGAGUCACUGCGAUCGAACACUUCGCUGAAGAUCAUUCUGUCCUUGGCUGGUGUUAUCUUUGCCCUGAUGGCAUACGCCCACCACAAUGAAGCCCACAACUCCAAAUACAAGCUCCUGAUUGAGAAGAUAGGCACAGCUGCCAGUAUUGACCUCCUGGAUGUCAUCAUGCUGCUGGACAUUCUCUUUGUCAACGUCAGUCGUGUGUUGGUGACAUUCACUCUGGACCGAACCAUCCGGACCUUUGCCUCCAUCUGCAUCCUGCUGCCUGUGUUACCACUUGUUGCCCUGCGGGUCAUCUCCUCCAGCGGCACGGCCAAGACUGACAAGGUCUUCCCCAUGGUGAUGGUGCUCAACUCUGCCCUCUACCUCUUCCUGGUCAACAUCCCACUGCUGAUCAUCCGGAUGUUCCUGUGGGUGCAUCACGACGUGGACGUCACCACAUUCCUGACCAAAAACGUCUUGGCCAUCUGCAAGGGAUGCCUUGACAUCUAUCGUGAGCUGGUAGCCUGGAGGCGGGAGGUAGCCAAGGAGAAGAAGGGGAACAAUGAUGAAGUUCAGAUGGAACCAGUUGUUCAUGUGUGACAAAGCAACAUGUACAGGUAUAUUUAUGUGUACCUGUACAUGUAUGUAACGUGUACAGUGUACAUGUACAUGUGGGAGCAGGCUCGAGAUCAUAUUAUUGGCUCCGUGGGACUUCAGACGCAGAUGCGUUCUCAGCCUUGUACAUGAGACAUGUUUAUGUAUACGAGGUACAUGUACGGUACAUUUGGUAAAGUGAGAGUGAUGGUACUGGAUCACUUGUCAUGCAAACUGCCAUACACACGCCUACAUUUGAGAUAUACAAGCAGGCCUGCAGUGUAUCUGUUACCAAGUAGCAUAAUUUUGUUUCAAAAUUCCAAUGUACACGUACAUGUGUGUUAUUUUACUGUAGUCUGAACAGAAAUUUCAAUGUAUAUAUUCAAUCAGCAGUUCUGAAAGCAAAAUUUCAUUUUACAACAGACAAAAAGUAAGAAAAAAGGCAAAAUAUUAUUUUCCAGUACUGUUUUUGUUCACCGAGUUACCUUUGAACCUGAAAUUAAAUGUUGACUCAUGCAUGUACAUAUGUACGUGUACAUAACUUAUAUUUAAUUAAUGCAAUUGCUUGUGGUAGUUAAGAUGUCUGACAAGUUCUAAUGCAUCAGUUGGCAAUAUUUACUUGUCACCAUCACAAAAAUAAAUAGGUCUCGCUGACCGACUGUAAGACUGACUAUUAAGAACAAAUAACGAUUUUAUGUACAUACAUGUAGGUGGAAUACUAGUAGCCUGCUGUACAUUCACUGUAUGUAUUCCUUUCAGCACUGAUGGCAACUUUUUGGGCUAAGUGCGUCCACUUAAGUCUUAUAAAGGCCUCCAUGUACGUGUAUGUACCAACAGCCAUCACAUGUAAGCAUCUAUGUCCAUGUACCGGUACAUGUAUGUAUUUGGCAUGUUUGGUGUGAUUGAUCAAUCUUGGACAUGGAAUCUCCAAUUUUACUUUUUUUUCUUUUUACAAUACAUGUACACUUUGGUUAACUAAAUUUUAACAGAAAUGCAAUUGGCUGAUGGUGGAAUUACAAGUGUCAACAAAUCUUGCAAUGAGAUCAAUGGAUCAGACAAAGAUCGGAAAGGAUUAACGACAGCAGUGAUUGACCAAUCACACCCAACGCAUAUUGUACAUACCCGCCUUAGGUGAACCAUGCAGACUCAUUAUGGCAACAUGAGUACAUGUAUAUUGUACUAGCAUAUACCAUGAUGUGUGCGGUAGCAGUACAUGUACAUGUACCUUUUCAAAAAGUGAUACUACAAUGUACAUGUACACAGUAGCUCUACAUGUACCGGUAAGUGUGCAUAUCAGUGCAAAUGUACUUAUUAUAAAUGUACUUAUUAGAAAUGAUGAAGUAUACCGAUACAGUGAAAAGUCCUGCAAAUUGUGCAAAGCCAUAUAUACAUGUACAUGCAUGUACAGUAUGUUGCAUUUCAGUUUAAUAGCCCAUUUUUAUACAAGGAAAUGCUGACGGUAUUGAGGACAUUUAUUGACAGUUACACUGUAAAGGCUGCAAAUAGUACUUGAAUUGCCUUUCGAUUUUUUAUGCAAUUUUUAUGUAAGACAUACUGUACAUGUACAUGUACACAUUAUUAAAGAGGUUUGUUUGUGUUCAUUGAGCUGAAAUUUUUAACCACCCCCAUUGUGUACAUGUGGUUUACUUGAUCAGUUGAUAAAGGUAUUCAGUAUGCUGUAAACUUCAUUGAUAAAAGGGAAUAAACCUGAAAACUACAUGUGUA
This is a messenger RNA of Acanthaster planci (crown-of-thorns starfish), 2921 nucleotides long. RefSeq lists its product as uncharacterized. NCBI's taxonomy places the organism in Eukaryota, Metazoa, Echinodermata, Asteroidea, Valvatida, Acanthasteridae. The record is from RefSeq and is a predicted model, not a curated record.